This is a messenger RNA of Beauveria bassiana ARSEF 2860, 1398 nucleotides long. Its product is annotated as class II aminotransferase/8-amino-7-oxononanoate synthase. Lineage: Eukaryota; Fungi; Ascomycota; Sordariomycetes; Hypocreales; Cordycipitaceae. The record is from RefSeq and is a predicted model, not a curated record. Gene Ontology annotation, molecular function: pyridoxal phosphate binding. Bases 1 to 1398 code for a protein of 465 amino acids. Gene Ontology annotation, biological process: biosynthetic process. The transcript is spliced from 3 exons.
AUGGCCAAUGCUGAACUUCUCGCGCAGUGGUUUCCGGACGCCCCAGCCAAAGCACCAGGCCUACGGGGGCAGUCCGUAUUUUAUCGCAACCUGGAGGAGCAGCUUGACACACGCCGUGCAGAGCAGGCUGUGUUUUACAUGCGCACCAGCGAGCCAGCGCCAGGUAGCAUCGAUUUCUCGACACUGGACUUUCUAGGUCUCACGCACAGUGGUUUGAUCCGACAGCCUUUCUUGGAUGAGCUGGCUGCACAUCCGAAGUUUCGGCUCGGGGCAGGCGGCAGCCGGUUGCUAAAUGGCAACAAUGCGUACAUCGAGGAAGCAGAAGCCAUCAUUGCCGACUUCCACGAGGCGGAUACAGCACUUCUGUUCCACUCCGGAUUUGAAGCAAACGUAGCCAUCAUGUUGUCCAUCCCGCGACCUGGUGAUGCCAUUGUCUAUGACGAGCUCGUUCAUGCCAGCCUGCAUGAGGGCAUGCAGGGCAGUAUGGCGCCGUGUAAGAUGUCGUUCCGUCAUAACGAUGUCGACAGCUUCCGUGAGACUCUCGUACAAGUGCGGGAAUCGCAGCAACGGAUCAAAGAGGGCAAGAACUCAGUGCUUGUCGUUCUCGAAUCCAUGUAUAGUAUGGACGGGGACGUAGCGCCACUGAAGGAGUUGCUGCAGGUUGCGGACGAAUUGUUUCCCGAGGGCAACGCACAAUUCUUAGUCGACGAGGCGCACACCACUGGAGUUUACGGCCGACAAGGCCGCGGCUUUGUUGAUUACAUUGGCGUCGCUCACAAGGUCGCUAUCCGAAUGCACACUUACGGAAAGGCCAUGGCCUGUACGGGAGCCGCCGUGGUGUGCAAAGCGCCCGUGCGCGACACACUGAUCAAUUUCGCGCGAGGGUUCAUGUACUCUACCGCACCAUCAUUCCCAAUGGUGGCCGCCAUUCGGGCAGGCUAUAAGCUGCUCAUGACGAACCAGACACAACAUCUUCAAGAUCAGAUCCAGAACCUAGUCAGGCACUUCUUUCGCGCUCUCGAGAUGAACCCUGUCUGGGAAGAGGCGAGCGAUGAGGGGAUGCUCAAAAUUCCCAACAUGGAGGACUGGGAGAGCAAAACGCACGUCACGCAUGUGGUCCCCAUCAUGACGCGGCAGCGGUAUACUGUCUACCUCUGCUGGCAUCUUCAGCUGUCCGGUAUUAACUGCUUCCCCAUCGAUUACCCAGUGGUACCGCGAGGCAUGAAUCGGCUGCGCGUGGUGUUCCAUGCACACAACACUGAGGCUGAAGUUGAGAAGCUUGCGUCUUGCCUGUGUGAGUGGGCGACAGAGAUGAUGGAAAUUGAGGAAAGCAGAGACAAGGGAAGAUUGCCCGGUGCGGCACGCCAAGUCAUUGAUGUUAAAGCUGCAAAGCGUUAG